Messenger RNA from Aspergillus glaucus CBS 516.65, 1916 nucleotides. Its product is annotated as F-box protein. The transcript has a single exon. The record is from RefSeq and is a predicted model, not a curated record. Gene Ontology annotation, molecular function: protein binding. Bases 272 to 1711 code for a protein of 479 amino acids. Lineage: Eukaryota; Fungi; Ascomycota; Eurotiomycetes; Eurotiales; Aspergillaceae.
GGUGGCAGAAUAUGUUGAAAGAUCGCGGAUCCCCUUUUUCCAACAACGCAAUAACUCACCCGAUCAACCAUCUUAUAUAUCAAUUAUCCAUAUAAUAAUAUCCAAUCGUUCUUUUGUCCCUUUGGUUGUUAUCCUCCAUCUAAACUCGUCAUCUAAAGCCAAAGAGCACUCAAGGCCAUCUGUCUGUACCAUAGCACCGGCUCCGAAACCACGGCAGUUCCUGAUAAGAUUGUAAUAAGGGCUAGGGCAAGGGCCUAGGGCAUACGGCAGAAUGCUUCAACGACUACCUCCCGAGAUCCUUCUUUUGAUAUUCCGCCACUUCCACCACGAAUUUGAUAGACAAGACCUUCUAUCUAUUUGUCAUGUGUCCCGUGCGUUCAGACAACUCAUGCAGCCAAUCUUGUUCAGCAAGUUUGAUGUGGAUAUAGGCCCUGGGGAAUUUUAUGCAAACAACUUCGUGCCCCUUGCUCUCUUUACGAGGACCGUACUUUCGCGAGUCGAUAUCCAAAAAGCGACCCGGGAGAUGAUUGUGAGAGGUCAAGAUGACCCGAUUUUAUGGAAUGAUGGGAGGGAUACUUCAUCUUUAUCAACUGAGACCCUCACAGCGCUGGUUGACGAAAUGAAAAGGCUAGGCAUUGAUAAGAAUACUCAUUCCAGGUACUCUACGGAUAUGAUUUCCGGAGAAAUCAAUCCUAUUUUGGUGGUUUUGGCCGCCAACCUGGAAAGACUUGAAAUGCUUAAGAUAUCCUUUGUGACAUACUACAUGAGCAGCCUGCUGAACAUGUUUGACACUGGCAUGGCUCAACCUUAUUUCUCCAAACUCACAUCAAUCGAUCUCGAGCUUGUCUGUGUGGAUGAAGACCCGGCUAUGGAUGUCAUUUACCUUGAGAGAAUAUUACCCUUGCUGGCUCUCCCCCGUCUGCAACACUUUGGAGCGAAUCGUUGCCUUGGUGAUGAUGCAUACCAACCUGAAGAGGAUACUUUGCCAAACGCCAUGAACAUUUCAUCCAUUUCGCUGGUGGACAGCUGCCUGGACCAUUUAACAAUGGUUGACCUAAUAAUGGCUUCCGAGAGUCUUAAAUCCUUCACAUAUGUGGUCAACGUCGAUAUUAUUGAGAAUCUAGAAAACUCCGACCCCAUCAACACCGAGGAACUCCUUGACGUUUUAUCUUGUCAUGAAGAGACUCUAACCGAGGUGCAUAUCGAAAUGAAGGAACGGCGAGGAGGAUUAGGCGAACGCCCCACCAAGUUUGAAUCAUUCGCCCCUUUGAGAAACCUCCGAGAAUUAGACAUCGAGCAGGCCACUAUAACAGAUGCGCUAGAGUUGCCCGAGUCAUUGCAGGUGCUGCGGGUCAGGACCUGCACUCGCCCCGUUUUUGAGCUAGUGGACUUCCUGGUCAAAGAAAAGAAAAGGCGUUUCUGUAACCUUGAAGUGGUCAAAGUUGCUCCGCGAUCCAUGCCGUGCACUGCGAUGUUGGGCAUGGAGCCUUCAUUUCUUGACGUAAGAGUGUUCACGGGAGAGGAGUCCAAAGUGACCGAAUUUAAAGAACAGGUCCAAAGAUUGGAGGCAAUUAUCCGUGGUGCUGAUUUCAAAUUUUAUGCGGAGUGCAUGUCCUACAAUAUAAUGUCGAGGCGGAUGCGAGAAGGCUUAGAGGGGAAGGAAGAUGCAGAGAGAAUUUCAGGGCGAUAUGAUAUCCCAGAGGCGGAGUAACUUGGCAGAAUCUGUGAAAGUCGCGGGCAUCUUUCUUCCUCUUUGGAGCUCAUCCUGUCAACCAUCUUGGCUAUCUAUUUUCUGUUUAUGACCUUUCCAAUUGAGAUCCAUCUCUUUCUUUAGUGACUUCUUUUACGGAAGCUCUUCGUUGAGAGUCAAACAUUGCAAUUGAGAGCUGACUGGACCAGUACGAGUCGCGGUUCCU